GCUUAUAAUAGCGCAGAUAUAAGCAUAACAAAGAAAUCAUUAUUCUUUAUAUUCUAUAAAUAUAAUCUAAUAGCUUAUUAUAAAGCAUUGCUAGAAGCAGAUGCAGAAACUGCAGAUAAAAGAAUUAAGAAGAUUAAGAAAGUUCAGAAGAAAUUCUAA
Molecule: messenger RNA, 159 nt
Organism: Cryphonectria parasitica EP155
Lineage: Eukaryota; Fungi; Ascomycota; Sordariomycetes; Diaporthales; Cryphonectriaceae
Exons: 1
Source: RefSeq, a predicted model, not a curated record